AUGCUGUUGGGAAUGAGCGCCUGUGGGAGGAAGGCGCUGACCCUGCUCAGCAGCGUGUUUGCCGUCUGCGGCCUCGGCCUCCUGGGCAUCUCCGUCAGCACCGACUACUGGCUCUACCUGGAGGAGGGCAUCGUCCAGCCCCAAAACCAGACGGCAGAAAUCAAACUGUCACUGCACUCGGGGCUCUGGAGGGUCUGCUUUCUGGCAGGUGAAGAGCGUGGCCGGUGCUUCACUAUCGAAUACGUCAUGCCGAUGAACAUCCAGCUGACAUCUGAAUCCACAGUCAAUGUCCUGAAGAUGAUCCGCUCUGCCACCCCCUUCCCUCUGGUCAGCCUCUUCUUCAUGUUCAUCGGCUUCAUCCUCAGCAACAUCGGCCACAUUCGGCCUCACAGGACCAUCCUUGCCUUCGUCUCGGGGAUAUUCUUCAUCCUGUCGGGUCUGUCUCUGGUGGUGGGGCUGGUCCUCUACAUAUCCAGCAUUAAUGACGAGAUGCUGAACAGGACCAAGGACUCAGAAACAUUCUUCAAUUACAAAUACGGAUGGUCGUUUGCCUUCUCUGCCAUCUCAUUCCUUCUCACGGAGAGCGCUGGGGUGAUGUCCGUCUACCUCUUCAUGAAGCGAUACACGGCCGAGGACAUCUACCGACCUCACCCCGGCUUCUACCGGCCCCGUCUGAGCAACUGCUCGGACUACUCUUUUGGGCAGUUCUUGCACCCAGACGCGUGGGCGCGGGGACGCAGCCCCUCGGAUAUCUCCAGCGAGGCGUCCCUGCAGAUGAACAGUAACUACCCGGCUCUGCUCAAGUGUCCCGACUACGACCAGAUGUCCUCGUCCCCGCCCCUGCGCCCGCUCCCACCCCAGCACUGA
Molecule: messenger RNA, 867 nt
Organism: Cariama cristata (Red-legged seriema)
Lineage: Eukaryota; Metazoa; Chordata; Aves; Cariamiformes; Cariamidae
Product: voltage-dependent calcium channel gamma-5 subunit-like
Biological process (GO): regulation of AMPA receptor activity; transmission of nerve impulse; positive regulation of synaptic transmission, glutamatergic
Cellular component (GO): AMPA glutamate receptor complex; postsynaptic density membrane
Molecular function (GO): channel regulator activity; voltage-gated calcium channel activity
Source: RefSeq, a predicted model, not a curated record